AUGGCCGACAAAGAAUUCACCUACUCCGACGUCUCGGAGCACAACACCAAGAAGGACCUAUACAUUGUUGUCCACGACAAGGUCUACAACGCAUCAAGCUUUGUAGAUGAGCACCCAGGUGGUGAAGAGGUUCUGCUCGACGUCGGAGGCCAGGACUCCACAGAGGCUUUCGAGGAUGUCGGUCACUCAGACGAAGCCCGCGAGAUCCUCGACGGUCUGCUUGUCGGAAACCUAAAGCGUCAGGAGGGUGACCCAAAGCCCAAGAGCUACGCAGCACCCGGAUCGACCGCUACUACUACCGACGGCGCUUCGACCGGCGUUGGCCUUUACGCUAUCAUCCUUCUUGGUGGUGCCCUUGCAUUCGCUGCCUACACCAUGAUGAACAAGCAGUCUUCUGAGUAA
This is a messenger RNA of Alternaria atra, 402 nucleotides long. RefSeq lists its product as uncharacterized. The record is from RefSeq and is a predicted model, not a curated record. NCBI's taxonomy places the organism in Eukaryota, Fungi, Ascomycota, Dothideomycetes, Pleosporales, Pleosporaceae. Gene Ontology annotation, biological process: sterol biosynthetic process. The transcript is spliced from 3 exons. Gene Ontology annotation, molecular function: heme binding. Bases 1 to 402 code for a protein of 133 amino acids. Gene Ontology annotation, cellular component: intracellular membrane-bounded organelle; endoplasmic reticulum membrane.